Messenger RNA from Impatiens glandulifera, 1221 nucleotides. RefSeq lists its product as uncharacterized. The record is from RefSeq and is a predicted model, not a curated record. Bases 1 to 1221 code for a protein of 406 amino acids. Lineage: Eukaryota; Viridiplantae; Streptophyta; Magnoliopsida; Ericales; Balsaminaceae. The transcript is spliced from 4 exons.
AUGCAAUUGGCACUUACUGCGAAUAUGAAGAUGUGUUACAUUGAUGGAUCAUUCAAAGCUCCGAUUGCACCUCAAGAUGCUAUUCCCUGGAAAAUGAUUGAUGCAAUGAAUGAAGUGAAAGCAAGGUAUGAAGGUAACAAUGGUCCAACCUUGUAUCGAGUCAAAAAGGAUAUAUGUACAACAAAACAAGAUAAUCUUGAUUUAGAAGAAUAUUAUUCUAAGGUAUGCUCUUGUGAUAAAUCCCAAAAUGAAAAUUGUGUGGGAUGCAAACUGGAAAAACAAGUUUUGACUAGGUAUGAAAAACAUAAUUUGCUACUGUUCUUGAUGGGUCUGGAUGAUUCCUAUGAGAAUCUAAAGGAUAACAUUCUAGUUAUGGAUCCUUUACCGAGUGAAUAUAAGGCUUUCACGAUGUUCUUGAAUGUUGAAUCAAAGAAUCAGAUCAAUCGACAAAAUCAACAAUCCAACUUACAAUCUGCAAUGACAGUAAGAGAUUUCAAAGAAGGUAGUUCAAAAAGAUUCAAAGGAAAUGAUGGUAGGGCUUACAACAAUGACAAAAGAAGAAAUUUCUCAUGUACUCACUACAAUAUGAAGGGUCAUUCUACAGAGGGUUGCUAUAGACUAAUUGGUUUUCCAGAUUGGUGGGAUAACAACAAAAGGAAGAAUGCUGUGAAUUCAGUAUCAUUUGACAACAAUGACAAAACAGUCUCUUUACAAGAUCAAAUGAAGAUGAUGCAGGACAUGAUGAAAAGCUUAAUUGAAGAAAAUACUAGAUCUGAAGCUAACAUGUAUGCUAAAAACAAAGAAAUCAACUUCGAAGCAGAUUUCAAGUAUAAUUUAAUAUCAGUUACAAGAUUAAUUACAGAUGAAAAAGUUAAAUGCAUAUUUUCUGAAAAUGGAUGUUUGAUGCAGGGCCCUGAAAUAGAUGAUAUCCUUGAGCUUGGAAAACGUGUAGGAAACUUGUAUUUCUAUUCCAUAGUUACUGAUUUCCUUAAAGAUUCUAAUAGUGAUGCUGAAACUUCAUUUUCUACCUUAGAUUGUAAAAUUAGGCAUUAUAGAUGUGGACACCCUUCUAAUGAAGUUCUUAGAAUAUUGUUUCCUUCUCUUAUCAAUAAUAUGGAUCAUUGUAAAACUUGUCAGAUUUGUAAAUCACAUCGUUUACCUUUUCAUAAUAGCACUUCAUCUUCUAAAGAUAAAUUUGAUCUUGUUCAAUUUGAUAUUUGA